Molecule: messenger RNA, 885 nt
Organism: Aphanomyces invadans
Lineage: Eukaryota; Oomycota; Saprolegniomycetes; Saprolegniales; Verrucalvaceae
Exons: 2
Coding region: 1-885 (294 amino acids)
Source: RefSeq, a predicted model, not a curated record
AUGGGCGUGACAAGCCCGAAGAAGACGAACCGGUGGAUCGCGCUCGGCUCUGUGCUCAAGUACGACAUUGCUCACGAACCGAGGAUCACAACCUUCUUCGCCGAGCGCGCCGCCGAGGGCAAGUCGGCUCAGCCGCCUGUGCUGACGUCGACUUGGUGGAUCCUCGUGCAUGCUCUUUCCCCCGCCGUCGAGUUGAUCACUGAGACUUUCGUCAAGCUCCAGCAACGCGAUUUGGUACUCUGCCAGCAACGGAAGCUGUUUGUCGUUCUCGCCGACGAAAUUGCCGACUUGUUCAAGGUGAGCCGCAUUGCCGACUGCGAGGGCGACUUCGUCGACCUGCCUGACAACACCUACGCGCAGCGAAACCAGUCAAUCGCGCUCAUCGAGUCGCUUCGCGACUACGUCGAAGACCUCGGGUCGCGCGCUCGAGUGCACUGGGAGAAGCUCGACAACAUCGAGCAAUCACAAGUCUUCAGGACGAUCGGACUGUUCGCCAUCGGCAUCACGGACGGCAUCCGCCAAGUGGAAGCUGAGCGCGACCCAAUGAACAACCCGUCCAUAGAGCUCGCGCCACCCAUCAUGCCGUACGACCUCGUCAAGAUGAGACCUGCCACAUUUAUCUCGGAGGUGCUAGAGCCGCGGAAGCCACAGCUCGAGGCGACGUUUUGGACAGCCGAUCAGAUCAACACCGCCGAGCUGCGCCGCCUUUGCGCCGGUCUCGCGACUGUCUUCCCCAACUCGACGUCGGUCGAAUCCGACUUUUCGAUACUGAAGUGGGAAAUGGACGAGUUCCGCAUAUCCAUGCUCGACCUGUCGCUGGAAGGUAUCUUCCAGGCCAAGCAGUUUGAGCUUCUGGACUCGAUCAUGUUGUCCCUUGAGCAAUAA